Messenger RNA from Zingiber officinale, 975 nucleotides. RefSeq lists its product as uncharacterized. NCBI's taxonomy places the organism in Eukaryota, Viridiplantae, Streptophyta, Magnoliopsida, Zingiberales, Zingiberaceae. The record is from RefSeq and is a predicted model, not a curated record. The transcript has a single exon. Gene Ontology annotation, molecular function: protein binding. The coding region runs from base 101 to 745 and encodes 214 amino acids.
UUAGCGUCGGACAAGCCCCAAGAACAGCAUCUUCACUUGCCAUCAACGCCGGGAAAAUUAGCGCAGUCCACCAUCAACGCCGGGAAAACUACCGCAGGCCAUGGCGCCGAGAAACUGGGCUUCGGGUCUUCCGUCGGAGCUUCUCUCUCAGAUUUUUGAGCUCUGCAACUACUUUCAUCGUGCACGUUUUGCCGCUGUUUGCCGCCCAUGGCACACGGCAAAACUCCAGACUAGCAAACUGCUGUCUACUCCGUGGCUCAUGUUAUCUCUGCCCUUCGACUACAGACGUUGGCUCGCCGCCUCUUCCUCUGCCGAUCUGGAUCCAAUGGCUAGACUUAGACUUCCUGAUAUUAAUGGCCUCGCUGCCAUUGGAUCGUCUCCCGACGGCUGGCUCGUCUUCGUUGACAUGGAAAAUGAGAUUCUCGUCCUGAAUCCCCUGAAUAAGGUCAGCAUUCAGUUUCCCUCCUUCAAGACUUAUCCUGAAGCAACGCCCUUGCAUAUUAUACCUGCAUUUCAUAAUCAAAGGCAUAUUGAAGCAAGACCUGACUUUCCCAAUCCUAACAAACUACUGUCUUUCCGUGUUUUCAAAGUUGUUUUAUCGCCCUCGUCUUCACCUGGGUCAUCCGCCGCCGCUGUUAUUUAUCAAUCUAUGGGUUUAUUAAUGAUUUCGUUGUCUGACGGAUGGGUUCCUGUGGAUUUAGGCUAUAUCAUUAGGGAUGUAAUUUUUCAUAAUGCAAUGCUGUAGGCUGUGAACAUGGAUGAGACAAUACUGAUUUGGGACAUAAACAGAGAGUAUCCUGUACUCCUAUAAGAAAUCAAGCUAAGAGCUCAGGACCAAGUGAAAGAGAAACGCCCAUGAUUAUUUUUAGUUUGUUGUGCAGGAGAAUUAUUGGUGGUUUGGAGGUGGAAUUGGAUUGAUCAAGAACGACCUUAAUUAUUUAAAGUUUUUAAGUUAGUAAUGAAAGAAAAUUAUAU